Messenger RNA from Ophidiomyces ophidiicola, 1995 nucleotides. RefSeq lists its product as uncharacterized. Gene Ontology annotation, molecular function: triacylglycerol lipase activity. Bases 1 to 1995 code for a protein of 664 amino acids. The record is from RefSeq and is a predicted model, not a curated record. Lineage: Eukaryota; Fungi; Ascomycota; Eurotiomycetes; Onygenales; Onygenaceae. The transcript is spliced from 3 exons. Gene Ontology annotation, biological process: triglyceride catabolic process.
AUGGAGAGUUCGUCUUGGACUGCGGUCCUGUUGACUUUGUUCGCAAUUGGGGGAACUUUUGCGCUCCCAGCAGACCGAGAUAGAGGGAACAGUUCGUCUACAUUUGUCAACGGCAAUAUACACCAACAAUUUCGAAGAGAUCGGGAUCCGACCAGCUUCGCAUGGGUUCAUCGCCUGGCAGCUAUAGGAGAUAGUUUUACAGCAGGUAUUGGAUCAGGGAAUCAACUUGGAUCUCUUUUUAAUAAUCAAGACGACUGGAAAUGCUCUCGAUAUGACAUGUCCUAUCCAGUACUGGUUAAUAACUUGAUUGGGCCAUCCGUUGACGACUUUCAGUUUCCUGCUUGUAGUGGAGACCGAUCAGUACAAAUCUAUGAUCAAGUUCAAAAAUUGAAAGGAGACGUGAAUUUACUCAUAAUGACGGCUGGGGGCAAUGACCUUUGCUUGGCCGGCAUGAUCAAGAAAUGUGUGAUGUUACCAUUCGAAGGAGAAGCAACAUGCGACGCAGUCAUUGACAAGGCCCAAGAGAAUAUAAAUUCGAUUCUUAAGCCAAACCUAAAAGAUAUCCUCAAAUCGUUGGACGGUAAGAUGGCCAAAGACGGCAUCGUUGUAUAUAAUGGCUAUGCUCGCUUUUUCAACACGGAAAAUGAUGCUUGUGCAAAGGACCAGAAGUGGCACAUGGACCGAUGGCUGCCAAAGUACUGGUUCAAGUCAGCUAUUCGACUUACAAUUGAGAGAAGGAAAAGGUUCAAUAAGCUCGUCGACGAUAUUAACGCUGCGAUCAGAACAGUCGUUGAGGAAACAGCCAAAGAAGUCAAAUACACAAUUGGCUUUUCGAACUGGGAUCCUUGGCCAAUCGAUGGAGUCAAGGGGCAAAUGUGCGAUCCAAUAUCCACUGGAAGAUAUCCAGAUCCCAAACAGCCUGAUCUCCAGUUCUUCAAACCCAAUACUUAUAUUGCUCCAGUCAUACACGACGAGUUGAAAAGGAGAGCAGAGGAGAAUGUGUUGGUCCACGACGAGAAGUCGAUAGAGGGCAAGGGCGCUGUCGACAAAAGAAUAUACGAUAGUUUACUUUGGAAAUCACCUCAUCCUAGGGCUGUGGUCCUCCACAAACUGAAUCGCCGAGCUCCAUCGCCUCCUAACUGCCCGGGAGACAACGACUGGAUCGACCCCACCCUCGGUCUUGGGCUGCCAGACAGUUUUGGAAAGCUUUUCCAUCCAAAUGAGCUAGGCCACCAAACCAUUGCUUCUUUUGCACUAGCAAAGACCAUUGACCUUCGAGCAAAAGUUUUGGGCAUAGAGCCACAGACGUGCGAGAUUGCAGACGAGUUCAAAUGUUGGCAGAAGGAAGGUCGCAAGGGUUACGCAACGGCGGAUAAACUGAACGAGAAUUAUAAAGACUUUUGCGAGGGUAUACAACAGCCCGAGCAUGAGGUAGGAUGGAAGUCGGAGAAAACGUACUUCAAAGAUACACCAGAUGAACAGAGUUUUCUAGUGCAGCUCGGCCCAAAAACUGCAAAGUACAAGAAGGACGAGUGUAUGCAGUCAUUCGAGCGUAUCAUCCAUGGCUGCGAUGGCAACGACCCAAAUAAUCCCCUGAAUUGGAAAUUUGGAGGACGAUGGACAAGAGGCGAGUAUACGUACGAACUUAACAUCAAGCGCAAUAAUAGGCCGUGGCCGGUUAUUAAAGAACCAUACGGUAAAUGCAACGGAGACUGGAAAGUUUUUGGGCUUCACAGCAGUUAUGAAAUUCGAGGCGCGGGCUUUAGUAGCUGGGAUUAUGGACAAAAGACUAUUCUCCCAAGCAUGAAGGGUUGUCUUGGUUUAGGAAUCACUGCCUGGGAGUUCGAUUAUUUCAAAGAGCCAGACAAGGAUGGCAUGGAGUGGAAAUCGACAUUCAAUACGCCAGUCUGGGUCAGGGCUCGGUGUUUCAACAAUAACAAGGUUGUCAAAGGCGCGGGUGGGUACACGAAUGGUUGCAGUGGAUCAGACUGGUAG